This is a messenger RNA of Peromyscus leucopus (white-footed mouse), 804 nucleotides long. RefSeq names its product keratin-associated protein 4-12-like. Gene Ontology annotation, cellular component: keratin filament. Lineage: Eukaryota; Metazoa; Chordata; Mammalia; Rodentia; Cricetidae. The transcript has a single exon. Bases 42 to 482 code for a protein of 146 amino acids. The record is from RefSeq and is a predicted model, not a curated record.
UACUCACUCCCUUACUAAUCAGAAUCUCCACCUCCGACACCAUGGUCAACUCCUGCUGUGGCUCUGUCUGCUCUGAGGAGGGCUGUGGCCAAGGCUGCUGCCAGCCCAGCUGCUGUGUGUCCAGCUGCUGCAGACCCAGCUGUUGUGUGUCCAGCUGCUGCAGGCCCAGCUGCUGCAGACCCCAGUGCUGCCAGUCUGUGUGCUGCCAGCCCACCUGCUGCCGCCCCAGCUGCUGCCGCCCCAGUUGCUGCAUCUCCAGCUGCUGCCAGCCCUCCUGUGGUAGUUCUAGCUGCUGUGGCUCCAGCUGCUGCCAACCCUGCUGCCAGCCCUGCUGCCAGCCCUGCUGCCGCCCCUGCUGCCAGCCUUGCUGCUGCCUGCGCCCAGUCUGUGGUCAGGUCUGCUGCCACAGCACUUGCUACCGCCCGACCUGUGUGAUCUCUACCUGCCCCCGCCCCAUGUGCUGCGCCACCCCUUGCUGCUGAGACCCCUGCCAUAGAUCCACUUUCUUCUCUAUAGAUUCAGAUCUUUUGUGAGUGUAAUUUAACUUGAAACACGUGGAAUGGAUUGAUACCAUGAAAUUCAGCUUCAUGAGUCCAGUGAGGAGCCAGACCAUAUGGAUGAUGUCUGGAGUCUGGAUUUCACCUGGAAACAAAUUUUAUGGAGCCAGCAAACAACUGGAAAAACACUCCUCUUCACACCCUCUCUAUAGGACUUUGCAGUUGGAGUAAUCUAAUAUAUGCCUGUACCAAAGGAAACUUCCAUAUUUUCUGCAAUAAAAACUCAGUAUGACUGUUGCUCUUCUAA